AUGACUAAGAAGGAUGCAGAGGCGUCUCCUUCUAUUGUGGCAGAAUACUUGCUUAUGUCCUAUCUGAUUCGGGAUCCACUCAGUUUUGUAUCGAGUACCUUUACUACUAAAUUGAAUGUUGUGCCUAAAGUUUUGAAUUAUCGGUUGUGUGUGUCUACACCUUCUGGAGGAAUGAUAGAGACAGAAUUAAUUUGUGAAGCAUGUGAUGUAGAGAUUAUGGAUAGAAAAUUGACUGCAGACUUAAUUCUGUUAGAAAUGAAGGAUUUUGAUGUUAUACUUGGAAUGGAUUGGCUAGCAGCAUAUCAUGCUAGUGUUCUUUGUUUUGAAAAGAGAGUGCUCGUAAGACCUGUGCAGCAACUAGAGUUUGAAUUUUUUGGGAUGAUGAUAGGAACUCCGCCAUCGGUGAUAAUUUCGGUGAUGCAAGCCCGAAAGUUGUUGAGGCAAGGAUGCCAAGGAUUUUUAGCUUCAGUUGUUGACACUGAAGUGAAGGGAUCAGUUUUAACUGAUGUACCUAUUGUGAAGGAUUUUUUGGACGUGUUUCCAGAGGAUUUGGUAGAAUUGCCACCUGAAAGAGAUAUGGAAUUUGCUAUUGAGUUGGUUCCUGGUACGGUGCCAAUAUCCAAAGCACCAUACCGGAUGGCUCCAGUAGAACUGAAAGAAUUGAAGAAUCAAUUGGAAGAGUUGUUGCACAAGGGUUUCAUACGGCCUAGUGUUUCAUCGUGGGGAGUUCUUGUAAUACCCUUGCCCAAAAUAUAA
Messenger RNA from Telopea speciosissima, 756 nucleotides. RefSeq lists its product as uncharacterized. The coding region runs from base 1 to 756 and encodes 251 amino acids. The record is from RefSeq and is a predicted model, not a curated record. The transcript is spliced from 2 exons. Lineage: Eukaryota; Viridiplantae; Streptophyta; Magnoliopsida; Proteales; Proteaceae.